Molecule: messenger RNA, 1048 nt
Organism: Nerophis ophidion (straightnose pipefish)
Lineage: Eukaryota; Metazoa; Chordata; Actinopteri; Syngnathiformes; Syngnathidae
Exons: 3
Coding region: 138-782 (214 amino acids)
Source: RefSeq, a predicted model, not a curated record
GGGAGAAGGUUGGUGUUGAGAGUGCAGCAGCCAAUCAGAGAGCAGCAGCAACAUUCAUAGUUUCCGAUGACUUCAGGCAGCAGUCGAGGAUCAGAGCAGGACUUCAACACUUUUCUGUGGCUGGCCUUCUUCACAAGAUGGUGCAGGGUCCAAUAAGUCGGAGCUGCCUCCUGCUGGCCUUCUGCUUCCCUGUGGUGACCUGGUCUUUGGACCUGGAGGUCCCGGGACAAGUGGACCAGCAGGACUGGGACGCUGGUUGGGGUUCAGGGUGGUCUCCCCCACACCUCCCCCCCGCAGACAGCCCCCAGGUGGCACCGCCCCCCCACUGCACGCAUCACUUCCUGCUGCCCUCCAGCUCCCACAGCUGCCGGGACAACAUGGCCGGUCCACAAGACCUGGCCAAAUCCCGCCAGCUGGUCCUGCAGAACAUGGUGGCCCUGCAGACCCUGGUCUCUUCCAGCGACCUGGACCAGGGCCAGCAGGCCAGGGAGGAAGUCCGCGCCAUCGUCACCGAGCACCAGACUGCCCUGGAGGCCAUGGGCAAGAUGGACCAGGUCUUUGUCUCUCUGGGAGACCAAAGGAGGGACUCCACCGAGCCAGGGGUGCUGACCAGCAUGAAGGACAAGAUGGCCGACACCAGGACUGCAGGACACGCCCGCCAGAUCACGGCCGCCAUUUUGGAGAAGAACUUGUCCAGGCUGGAGGAGACUCUGCUCGCCAUGCAGAGGAGGAUCCACAGCCUCCUCCUGAAUGACAUCACGGGGUCCACAACCUCCUCCUGAAUGACAUCACAGUGUCCACAACCUCCUCCUCCUGAGGUGACCUCACGGGGUCCACAACCUCCUCCUGAAUGACAUCACGGUGUCCACAACCUCCUCCUCCUGAGGUGACCUCACGGGGUCCACAACCUCCUCCUCCUGAGGUGACCUCACGGGGUCCACAACCUCCUCCUCCUGAAUGACAUCACGGUGUCCACAACCUCCUCCUCCUGAGGUGACCUCACGGGGUCCACAACCUCCUCCUCCUGAGGUGACCUCACGGGGUCCAC